AUGUCCUCCGAUGCCAAGUCAGUCUACAGUCAGCAGGAGCACCUGCAGAUGAAAUAUGUCGGCACUGGCCAUGCCGAUACUUCAAAGUGGGAAUGGGCGGUGAACCAACACCGGGACACGUAUGCCGCGUACAUUGGGCAUUACUCCCUGCUAGCGUACAACUCAGUGGCGGAGAACGAGAGUAUCGGGCGUUUGAAGUACCAGUACUUGCAGAAGAUGCUCUCUCCUUGCGGCAAACCUCCCAAGAAGGAAGAUGAUUAA
Molecule: messenger RNA, 261 nt
Organism: Guillardia theta CCMP2712
Lineage: Eukaryota; Cryptophyceae; Pyrenomonadales; Geminigeraceae
Exons: 1
Coding region: 1-261 (86 amino acids)
Biological process (GO): mRNA splicing, via spliceosome
Cellular component (GO): U2 snRNP; precatalytic spliceosome
Source: RefSeq, a predicted model, not a curated record